GUUGUACUAUCCACACGCUAAGAGCAAGUUUCCACAACAUUGCUGUUUGCUGACUGAACUCAUAAAUAAAUUUUGCAUUUCUUUACAAAUUCUGGUGCCCCUGUUUUCUUAUAUCGUCACUCUCCUCUUUCAAUAUGAUUGCCAGCGUUUAGUUGUGCCCACAGAAAUGGCAGCACGGAGCAAACGAGCGUGUGUUGUCGUCCUCGGCGAUAUUGGCAGAAGUCCACGCAUGCAGUACCAUUCUCUGUCCUUGGCUAAAGAAGGCUUCAACGUCGACCUUGUAGGCUAUCAAGGAUCAGUGCCCAUCAAGGAGCUGACGCAGAACUCAUCCAUUCAGCUGCACCAUGUUCAACCUUGCCCUAAUUUUAGAAAAUAUCUUCCUGGAUUGUUGGCGUACUUUCUAAAAGCCUUAUGGCAGACUGUAACCUUGCUGUUAGCCCUGAUCUGGGUGCGCCUCAGCGAAGGUCGUUGCUCACACCUGCUGAUGCAAAAUCCUCCGUCUGUCCCUACCCUUGGAGUCUGUUGGAUCUUUUGCCGCAUUGUCAACCCUAAGUGCCGCUUUAUCAUCGACUGGCACAAUUACGGCUACACCAUGAUGGCUGUGGCUGAGGCCAAACGGAAUAAAAAGGAAGAAAACGUCAAGCAGAAGCUGCCAGCCUUGGCCCAGAUCACUUAUUGGCUGGAAGGCUGGUUCGGACAAAGAGCUGAUGCCAGUAUGUGCGUCACCAAGGCCAUGAUGAACGAUUUGAAAGACAAGUGGAGAGUUAGCGCCAUCACCUUGUACGACCGCCCGCCAGCACAUUUCCAAGCUGUUGCCAAUCCAAAAGAAACUUUGGAGAAGUUGUGUUCCCAAUACGCAGACCUGGGUGAAGCAUAUGGUGACAAAAAUGAUGAUCCUAGAGCUUUGCUUGUUUCUAGUACAAGUUGGACAGAGGAUGAAGACUUUGGUGUCCUCCUGGAUGCCCUGCAAGACUACGAAGAUUUGAGAAAUCAGGAUCCGCAAUCAUUUCCAUUCCUGAUUUGUGCAAUUACUGGAAAGGGUCCCCUGAAGGAUUAUUACAAAGAGGAGAUCGCUAAGAAAGACUGGAAAAGCGUGAGGGUAGUCACUCCUUGGUUGCAAGCAGAAGACUAUCCUAAGCUCUUGGGCUGUGCGGAUUUGGGAGUCAGUCUGCACACUUCCACGAGCGGCCUUGAUUUGCCCAUGAAAGUGGUGGACAUGUACGGCUGUGGACUGCCUGUUUUGGCCUUCAACUUCAAAUGUUUGAAAGAGCUUGUCAAGGAGGGAAAGACUGGGAGGGUGUUCUCCAACUCAGAAGAUUUAGCUAAACUGUUACAAAACUGGCUGAGGGGCUUCCCUGAUGAUCAAAUGCAACAACAGAUGCACCAGUCAUUCCGAGAUAAUAUCAAAAAGUGGGCUCAUGUACGAUGGGACCAAAAUUGGAAGACUUCUGCCGCUCCCAUAUUCACUUAUGACUAACAUCAAAAUAUUGUAUCGUUUUAAAAAUCCAAGGUUGAUAGAUCAAAACAAAGGUUUAUAUUUUGCCGAUAUCCAUAUAUAUUGCAAAUAAUUUUUAAAA
This is a messenger RNA of Cloeon dipterum, 1577 nucleotides long. RefSeq names its product ALG1, chitobiosyldiphosphodolichol beta-mannosyltransferase (gene Alg1). Lineage: Eukaryota; Metazoa; Arthropoda; Insecta; Ephemeroptera; Baetidae. The record is from RefSeq and is a predicted model, not a curated record. Gene Ontology annotation, cellular component: endoplasmic reticulum. Gene Ontology annotation, molecular function: mannosyltransferase activity. The transcript is spliced from 7 exons. Bases 167 to 1477 code for a protein of 436 amino acids.